Molecule: messenger RNA, 2061 nt
Organism: Echinococcus granulosus
Lineage: Eukaryota; Metazoa; Platyhelminthes; Cestoda; Cyclophyllidea; Taeniidae
Product: hemicentin
Exons: 7
Coding region: 1-2061 (686 amino acids)
Biological process (GO): axon guidance
Cellular component (GO): plasma membrane; cytoplasm
Molecular function (GO): guanyl-nucleotide exchange factor activity; protein binding
Source: RefSeq, a predicted model, not a curated record
AUGUCGGAUAGAGAAGAUAGUUCAACGCAGUCUUCGUCCGAUUUCUCCGACAGCUUUCCCUCCACCACCACAAUCAGCACAGUUGCAGUCCAAGCUGGGCAAUCAAAGAUUAUCCUAGCUAUUAUGCGAUGCGGCACCUGGAUAAAGGUGCGAAUUCAACGCAUGGAACCAGAUCUCUACGACAUCGGUUCGAGUGGCACCUCAGCGGAGGUGCGUCACCUUUUGGAGCAGCACGCCAGCCUCGUCUCGAAGUUGGCGGCAAAGCAGGAACAGAUCUCGGAGCUACUCACGCGGGCCGAAGAGAUGGUCUCACAGCAGCCGACGGAGGGUCAGGCUCGUGUCUACUCUGCCAUAUCUUCCUCCCUCAACAAGGCGUGGCGAGAGCUCCUCGACGUUCUCGGUAAACGGGGCCGCCUCCUCCAACUGGUGGCCGAGUGCUUUGAAGACGCUGAGACUGUUCAUGCCGCUGUCGCCAGAAUAAUUGAGGCCUCUGCCUCGGAUGAAUGGGGUGACUCAAUGGAAUCAGUUCAACGACUCCUUCAGGAGCAUGAGGAGCUGAAGAGCGUGGAAUUACUAGAACCGACUCGUCGGAUGUUGGAGGCGGCCAAUGGGGCGUUGGAGCUGCUCACCCGAAUGGCCGUUCGUACUGGACAGACACCCGAGUCCGGACUGACUCGUACCAGCGCCGAGACGCGUGAACGCAUCGCCGCGGUCACCGGAGAUGCCAACGAGGCUCAUCGUUUAGCCGAAGCCGCCUGGGAGCGACGUGCCCGACUCCUCCAACUCCGUUUCACCGUCGUCCGACUUGAAAGCGAACACGAAAAAGUUGUUGAGUGGUUCUCCAAGGUUGGAGAACCGAAUCUGGCUGCCGCAUUGCCUGGUGGUAGCCUUCAAGACUGCGAAGCUGCGAUGGAGGCCUUGAUGGGUCUAGCAGUAGAUGCUCGUGAAUACCAGCAUAUUAACACUCGUCUGGUUCGUCAGGCGCAACAACUCACCCUUCCACGGAGUGAGGAUGAAGAAGAACCUGACUUGGAAAUGCGAACUGCUCACAAGGCUCUGGUUGAUCGGUUCGCCACCUCAGAGAAUUACAUUUGGGAGUUUAUCGAUCGCAUCGAAUCCCGACGUCGAUGCCUCCAGGCUAGCAUCAUAUUCUUCAGUGAAGCCUCCGUGCUUCUCAACCAUCUUAUGACCCUUGAAAAGGACAUUAGUUUCGCCAGUACAUCCCGACAGGAGGUUCGUGAUGAGAUCCUCCAACGACUUACUGAACUUGAGAUGCGGGUCUCCGGACUUCGAGAGAUCCUAGCCGAUCUUCGCUCACGGGUGGACGAAAGACCAUCUGUCACAGCACUGAGUCUGACACCUGUGGCCCCAUCACGACCCAUUUCCCCUCUAACCUCAACCGCAGAUCUCGCAAUGUCUGCAAAGCUAAAUGAGAUCGAGGAAACAAUUGUUCGAUGUCGCAGGCUAUGUAGUGGCUUCCCCAGCCGAGACAUCAAAGACCAACAAUUCAAAGAAAUCGACUACAGGCUCACUGCUCUGUGGCGAUGGAUGCAGGAGAGGAUCGAUGGAGUUUUGAGAACCCACCAGUCACCAGGAACAGCAAUUUCUUCAGUUUCUGACUUUGAAGACCUUCACAGACAUCUAGAGAGACAAAUGGCUUAUCAAGAUCGCGAAAUUUCGACCCUUAGCACACUCAUCCUAUCCUUGCCUCCGUCCUCCGAAAAACAAAACUUCCAGCACCGCCUGGAUGAGAUAACCGAAGCGUGGGCACAUCAUCGCCGCACCAUUACCAUCCGCUUGCGCAUCGCUGACGACCUGAAUCGUCUGCUGAGGCGCAUUCGAGAGGACGAGUAUUACUACCAGGCGUUGAAUGACCGUCUCAAGUCAGUCGCCAUUGAAACCCCACUGGCGCUCAGUGGUGUCGACUUGCGUGUCGGUCAAGAACUCCGAGAAGGCGAGAUGUCAAACAUUCAAGCAGACCUCUUGGAGGUCCGAUCACGUCUAGAGUCCCAACAGCGGAUGCUGCAACAUGCCCUUGACGAGGUGAACGCUUCAUUCUAA